AUGGACACCCCUCCCGAAAUGAGCAGAUUUCGUACGGUGGUAUCGAUAGAACUGGCAAAAGCAGUCACCAUGAACGACUUUGGCCUCGUAAUUUUCUCCAAGAUACCUGGAAUUGGGACAGAUAAUCUCGGUUCAUGCUCCGUUAUUGUCAUUGUCUCUUCGAAAGGCGCAAUGCUAGGGCACGUAGCACCUCGGCCAGAUGACAGCAGUGAAGACGACCCAUACGCUGGAAACAACCAUGUGGAAUCAUUUAUGGAUCGCAUGUUGUCCAAAUACAAAAAACAUCGAAAGGCUCUGGGAGACUCUAGCUCUCUGGUUAUUUGCGCUAUCUACAAGUCUAGCGUGGCACUCCUCGAACAGCAACAGAUCAUGGAAAGAAAGCUAAGUGAUAAAGGUCUUUCCGUGGACCUAACAGAGACUUACAAUGUACCAACGGGCAAUGACCACGAUGAUCGAGGAUCUGUCUUCGUCGAUGCAACAAGUGGUGAGAUUAAAGUGUACGUGGAGGGCAGAGUUGUUCGCACUAUAACUGCCAACCCGCCACUGCCUAAUCUGAACCCUCCCACGGCCACCACAUCACCAUUAUACGCUUCCUCGAGGUCGACCACGUCGCCAUCCUAUUCGCAUGUCUCUCCAACGGCUAUCACAUCACCAUUAUACGCUUCCUCGAGGUCGACCACGUCGCCAUCCUAUUCGCAUGUCUCUCCAACGGCUAUCACAUCACCAGUGCAUCAGAACGUCUAUCACGUCGCCAACGUAUCAGACUCCGUAUCAGACGUCUACCAAUUCUCCAGCGUAUCAGACUUCGUAUCAGACUUCGUAUCAGACUCCGUAUCAGACGUCUACCAAUUCUCCAGCGUAUCAGACUUCGUAUCAGACUUCGUAUCAGACGUCUACCAGGCCAUCGCAGUAUUCAACUGCUUUUUCAGCGUCUAA
Molecule: messenger RNA, 936 nt
Organism: Pseudovirgaria hyperparasitica
Lineage: Eukaryota; Fungi; Ascomycota; Dothideomycetes; Acrospermales; Acrospermaceae
Exons: 2
Coding region: 1-936 (311 amino acids)
Source: RefSeq, a predicted model, not a curated record